Molecule: messenger RNA, 999 nt
Organism: Egretta garzetta (little egret)
Lineage: Eukaryota; Metazoa; Chordata; Aves; Pelecaniformes; Ardeidae
Gene: MLNR
Product: motilin receptor
Biological process (GO): G protein-coupled receptor signaling pathway
Cellular component (GO): plasma membrane
Molecular function (GO): G protein-coupled peptide receptor activity
Source: RefSeq, a predicted model, not a curated record
AUGCCCCUCUCCCACCCCUGGGCAGCUUUCAGCGGCUCCAUGGGCUGCAGGGUGGCAAGGGCCGCCGUCUGCCCAGGGCUCUUGGCAGUUGGCGUGGCAAGUAACCUCCUGGCAGUGCUGGCCAUCCGCGGCUACCGCAACACAAAGACCACCAACGAUCUGCUCAUCAUCCUGGGGCCACCCUUCGGCCUCUGGCGCUCCCAGCGCUGGAGCUUGCUCUCCCACUGCCUCAGCGAGGGCUGCACCUACUGCGCUGUCCUCUGCCUCGCCAUGGAGCGCUACCUCCCCCUCUGCUUCCCCCACAAGGCCAGGGUGGUUGUCACCAAGCACCAGGUGAAGGCCAUCAUAGGCCUCCUCUGGGCCUUUGCCCUCCUCUCCACCAGCCCAUUCUUCCUGGUCAGCGUGGAGCAGCCCAACAGCCACCCCAACUCCAGCUGCGACUGCAAGCCCGCCCCACAGGCUCUGGAGUCCAGCCUGCUGGCGCUGUUCUGGGUCACCACCUCUUACUUCGUCCUGCCCGUCAUCUGCCUCAACAUCCUCUAUGGCUUCAUCAGCUUGGAGCUGUGAUGGAGCAAUGCCCAUCUGCAGGGCCCCAGUGUGGUCCUCCGGGAGAAGGGGUGCCACCAGACCAUUGAUAUCUUGGCUUUUCCACCUGAGCGCAUCCAUCAACCCUACCCUCUACAACCUCAUCUCGAAGAAGUACAGGGCAGCAGCCUCCAGGCUGCUGGUGCCACCAGGAGCUGCAGAAAGGGCUUUCCCGGCAAUGAAAGACGCUGGUGGCUACACCAAGACCAUGCUAGCACGAGACAAGUACCCCACCAGCCCCUGAGACCACAGCCCACGCUUUUCCAGGCAUUCUCUGCAAAGGGAGGGAACGUACUUUUCACGGGAGAGUUGCAGCAGGACGGACAUUUGUCAGGCCCUGUGGUAUUUUGAAACCAUUUGUAUUUUGAAAUACUUGUGGGUUUGUUAACAAAGCGAGCAGGGACCAUGAAGUAG